ACCAUGUCCUGGCUCAGCAACCGCACCAACCCCCCCAACCCCAAACCCUUCCCCUCCCAACCCGCCUAUCCCACAACCGCGCCUCACCCCGCCCUCCCCACCAUCACCAUCACCCCCACAAACCCACUAACCAACCUCCCCCUCGUAUCCCACGCCGAAUGCAUGCACCUCCUCAAAGCAGCCCGGAUCUCGUACACGCACACGUACAUGGCACUGAAGCAGCACGUGUACCAUGAUCUGGCGAGUGCAUGCGGGACGGCACUGAAUCAGCUGGAGAGUGUGGGGGAAGAGGGGGAUUGGAAGGGCGUUAUGGUGCGGUUUGAGUGGAAGUGCGGGAAGUGUAGGGAGAGGGCGGCGAUGUGA
Bipolaris victoriae FI3 is the source of this 363-nucleotide messenger RNA. RefSeq lists its product as hypothetical. The transcript has a single exon. NCBI's taxonomy places the organism in Eukaryota, Fungi, Ascomycota, Dothideomycetes, Pleosporales, Pleosporaceae. The record is from RefSeq and is a predicted model, not a curated record. The annotation marks the transcript as partial.